Alternaria postmessia is the source of this 2376-nucleotide messenger RNA. RefSeq lists its product as uncharacterized. The record is from RefSeq and is a predicted model, not a curated record. NCBI's taxonomy places the organism in Eukaryota, Fungi, Ascomycota, Dothideomycetes, Pleosporales, Pleosporaceae. The transcript has 2 exons. The coding region runs from base 1 to 2376 and encodes 791 amino acids.
AUGCUUUGCAAAAUAUGCGUGGGUAUGCUAAGGGGUGGAAGAGGAGAAUUGUGGGCAGGAACUCACGACCUAACAUUUGAUCAUCACAAAACUACAACAUCGCUUCGAAGAUCUAGAGAGGCAGAUUGCUCGAUAUGCAUAUCGUUAGCAAACGUCCUUCGGCACGAUAUGGACCUGCUGGAGGAUCAGCCCAUCUCAAUUAAAGCCAGCUUGAGGAGACUACCUGACGACAAGCCGGAUGAGAAAAAGUACUGCCUUGACUUCGACCUAAACAGAUUGUAUAAUCGCAUAUAUUUGCUGAAAGAGACCAACCCAAAGAACCGUCGGUUGCGAACGCCAAGAUCGUUGGACACAUCUUCCGAGGAAGUGUUUGAGGUAGCUCAAAGCUGGAUGAAAGACUGCAAAUGUGGAGACUUCUGGAAAGAGCCUGGCGAGAGGUUUUACCCUAAGCGUCUGCUGGACCUUGAACAGCUUCGCGGCGCCAACGGGAUCACAGACAUAGACAGCUUGACGAUCCUGUCAGAACAUGGCGACGUAGAACGAAAGAAGGUGUACCUGAUUGAGACAGACGAGGUGUUUGUCCAACGUUCAAUCGGCGCUACCGAAUUGUCGAUGAAAGUCUGGGACAGCAAGAAGAAGAAUAAGUCAGUGCGUAAAGAACAGAAAAAUCAUCGUUAUGUUACACUGAGCCAUUGCUGGGGGAAGCCAAAGAGUGUCCAAGGACAGCUCAGAUUGGACGAAACCACUAAAGAACGUUUCAAACGAGAAGGUAUCGAGCUACGAGAGCUACCGAAAACUUUUCGAGACGCUAUUCUGUUCGCCUGUCGCCUAGACAAAGUUGGGUUCAUCUGGAUCGAUUCGAUGUGCAUCAUACAACCGACUGAGAGCUACAGCAACCGCUCGAAAGAGUCUGUCAAAGAUUGGCUAGAGCAGAGCCGAACAAUGGACCAGAUAUAUCGGGGGUCCUUCCUCAAUAUCUCCGCCACUGCUGCAGUUGACGGAGAUCAGGGUUUGUUCUUCAGUCGGCGACCAGAGUAUCUUUGGGAAGACGAGAUCAACGUCAACUACUCUGGAACAAAUCUGUUUGGAUCGGAGAAGAUCGGAAGUACAGAAAGAGAUCAGCUGACGAGGUGCACUGUUAUAGACGUGUCAUUUUGGGAUGAACUAGUUGAAAAUGCAGCCGUCAACCGCAGAGGCUGGGUUCUUCAGGAACGUCUCAUGGCGCCGCGUGUACUGCAUUUCUGUCGCGACCAGAUCGCCUGGGAGUGUGCAGAGUUUGAAGAUGCCGAAGGCCAUCCUGAGAUGAAUCUAACUCUGAGGGCCAAGCUAGGGUCUAUUGUAGAUGAAGGGCGCCUCAAGGACCUAACUCCAGAAGCUGGUCGCACACUACGAAACAACCGCCUAAAUGGCUUUCCGGAUCCCGACAAAGACAUGACAGACCUUUACAUAUACGAACUAUGGAAGCAUAUUGUUGAGGUCUAUUCCAGAACACAACUCACAGUGCCGAGCGACAAACUCAUAGCACUUUCAGGAAUCGCGCGACGUUUCUGCGAAGGGAAUUCCAAACUGUUCACGCUACCAAAUAAGUACAUUGCGGGAUUGUGGAGCCAGAACCUAGAGAGCCAGCUUCUUUGGCAAGUGAAUGAGCUUUUUCGUGACGGCGUGUUCGAGAACCCAGCACGACGCGAUGCAACUCGAGCGCCUUCGUUCUCCUGGGCAUCCAUUGAUACUCCUCACGGUGUUACCUAUCCAGAUGUCACCGACUACAAGCCUGAAGAAACAAGUGAAAGGCGAACCAGGGCUCAUAAUCAGCCCAAAGAACUCAUGCUCGAAGUGCUAAAGCAUCGCAUCAAGCUGUCGGACGAAGACAACAAGUUUGGCAUGGUAGUGCAAGGACGACUAUUGCUCAAGCCUCGCUAUCUCAGGAGGAUUGAGCUGCGUAGGCUCCACCCACCCCUCAGGGUUCCCUACAGCUGGCGCCUCAAGCCAGAUGCGUCCACGUCUGAAGUGGUGCAGACCACUUCCAAAGCUGCGCGCCCACUCGAAAACGCCAAUCUCUAUCUCGACGCUCCCGAAUCCGAUGUCGAUAUUUUCUUCGACGACGCGGAACUAUACUGCAUGCCUGUUGCGUAUGGGGAGCGAACAGUACGGGAAUCCUCCCGUUAUCUGUACUGCUUGUUGCUCAAAUUAGAGAAACAUGUAGAAUUCGACCCCGAAGCCAACGCUUCAAACAAGCGCAGGGUUGGCUUGUCGCCCCCCACACAAUACCCCAUGUUCAGGCGGAUUGGCAUAACGAAGCUGUCGAAUCAUUUGGAUAAAGACGCACAAAACGCUUUGAUGUCGGAAGACAACAAACUGGAGAUUUGCUUGGACUGA